UAAUGAUUUCGGUGCUGCCGCUUACACGCAAGACAAACGUUAGUUGAGAACGAAACUGCUGUUUGUAAAUAGUGGAUUCUUCUGGGGUCUCAGUCAAUUAAUUUCUCAAAAUUUUACCCAACUAACUCUCUGAUGAAGAUCUGAUUUGCUCAUCUUCAGCAAAGUAUUGGUUCCAAAAACACCAUGUCGCUUUUCACUUACACAGAAGCGGCGGAAAUCAGCCUUCGCGUGGCCUUCUCGUUUCUUGUGCUAAUCACCCUCGUCGGUAACUCUCUGGUCUGUCUUGUUGUCCUGAGAAACCGGCUGAUGAGAAGCGCUAUGAACUAUUUGUUGGUGAAUCUCGCCUGCGCCGAUAUGGUGGUAGCUAUAUUUGUGAUCCCUCGGUAUAUCUUAAUUCACACGUACCAACACCCCAUGGGGCACACCGGGGACUACCUCUGCAAGUUCCUAACCGGAGGGAAUUUGGUAUGGACCGGGGGCGUGGUCUCGGUGGUAUCACUGAUUGCUGUUGCAGUUGAAAGAUAUUUUGCGGUGUUGUACCCACACGACGAGAAAAAACGCAUCACAAAGGCCAAACUCAAAUUCAUCAUACCUGCCUGUUGGCUGUUUUCAAUCCUCUGGAAUCUUCCAGUAUAUGUGUUGGUGAAAUACAACGAGGAUUUAGAUUUUUGCUUCGAGGAUUGGCCCUCUGGUUGGUAUUUGAAUGCUUAUAGCCUUGGAUGGCUCAUUGUAGUCGGAAUUUUACCGUUGUCUGUUAUGACGCUUCUUUACAGCCGAGUGGUUUUUAAACUCUGGGUCACAAGUUCGCAACCGGUAGAACAAUCACAGCGCGCCGUCAUCAAGUCGCGCAAACGUGUCACGAAAAUGGUCUUGACCGUGACAAUUGUUUGCGCAGUAUGUUGGCUUCCCAAUCUCAUUGCCUAUGUUCUUGAUUUCUAUGGAUUAAACUCUCAAGGCGACAUAGUUCACACGACAACCGUUGUCCUAGUAACUUUAAACUCAGCUGUUAAUCCGAUCAUCUACUGUUUUCAGAGCAGACAGUUUAGGAGAUGUGUCAAGGUACUUUUGCUUUCUCCAUGUUCGAUGCGGCGAACUGCAACUGUAGGACCCGCCUAGAAUUUCGGAUACACAGGAAGAAACCGUGAGGCUUCUGAAGAAUUGAAGUUGAUUUUUUCACCUGAAGGAAAAGAGUAAAACUUAGUUCAUGAACUAAGAGAAGUCGUCCUGAAACAAGCAUCCUCCCAGUGACAUAUUUCAGAGUCUAAAUUUAAUUCGAAGUCAUACUGCGCAGCUAUUUUAAGAACGGUGUCUCACUAACCAUACGUAAUAAGUUACAAUAGGCUUUGAUUUUUUGCCAAAGCAAUUCCAGAAAAGACUGAUUAUGUUACGAAAAACAGUUUUUAUAGGCCGCAAGAGGACUUGAACUCAACUUUACAGCGCUGAGUCGGGUGAAAAUGAUUGGAAUAAACUAAGAUAUAAGAGACUAAUUUGAGUUUUACCCGACUAAGGACAACGUUUAAAGGUCAGGCUGUCAGAAACACGAUUUUCUUAAGUUAUUCUCUUGUUUCACACUUGUUUUAAAAAAAUGUUAACCAAGAAAAAAUUAGUGGCCCGUCGGCAGGGAGACUGAGGCGAAAGGUAAUAGCUUUUGUAACGAAGUAAGAUUAGUUCAUGAAAAGAUAUUGAAAAGAAAAAUGAAUGAAUUAUUCAUCAGUUUAUACAUGGAAAUCCUUGCUAUGAACUCAUGAACCCUUUGUAUUUAAUUGAGUUGUAU
Pocillopora verrucosa is the source of this 1774-nucleotide messenger RNA. RefSeq names its product QRFP-like peptide receptor. Gene Ontology annotation, biological process: cellular response to hormone stimulus; G protein-coupled receptor signaling pathway. Lineage: Eukaryota; Metazoa; Cnidaria; Anthozoa; Scleractinia; Pocilloporidae. The record is from RefSeq and is a predicted model, not a curated record. Gene Ontology annotation, cellular component: plasma membrane. Gene Ontology annotation, molecular function: peptide binding; G protein-coupled receptor activity.